Messenger RNA from Sinocyclocheilus rhinocerous, 759 nucleotides. RefSeq names its product C-C motif chemokine 3-like. Gene Ontology annotation, molecular function: chemokine activity. NCBI's taxonomy places the organism in Eukaryota, Metazoa, Chordata, Actinopteri, Cypriniformes, Cyprinidae. Gene Ontology annotation, cellular component: extracellular region. Bases 140 to 424 code for a protein of 94 amino acids. Gene Ontology annotation, biological process: immune response. The record is from RefSeq and is a predicted model, not a curated record. The transcript is spliced from 3 exons.
UUUCUCUCCUAUAACCUGCCCCCUUACCAAAACCACACUCGCCCCCUCCUCUUUUACCUUUUAAAACCCAUGGUAAAGUUUGUAGGACAUUAUCCUCUUGAUAUCAGCGUUAUCUCAAGAAGAAGAGCCGUCUGCAGCUAUGCGUCAGUAUUGUCUUUGUCUUUUCAUUGGUCUUCUGGCGGUUGCAUUGCUUCAGUCCAGUGUAACGGGCAACAAUGCAAAUUUACCAUCUGAAUGCUGUUUUAAUUAUCGUGGGAGAAAAAUCCCCAUUGCUAAAAUUGAUUCCUACAUCGAGACAAGAGUGGAAUGCGUCAAACCUGGAGUCAUUUUUGUCACAAAGAAGGGUUAUCGUAUCUGCGCGGAUCCUCAGCUGAGCUGGGUGAAGAGUGCCAUGAAAGCAUUCGACGAUCGUGAUCUUUGGUGAUGAUCAACAUGCUCACAGGAACGCUUUUGUUUGUUUCUUAAGUGAAGUAUUAGCUCAGUAACCCUCUUCCUGUAAUGCUCUGUCAUUCUUUUCAUUGUUAUCAUGUGAGGCAUUAUGUCAAGUAAAUGCAUUGUUUUGAUGAGCUUAGUAUUUCUUUAACAUUCUGCUUUAAAUGCUAAACCAAUUGUUUUACCUUUAACUGUAGUGUUAAUUUUACUGCAAAAUAACACAUGUAACCAGACAACAAUCACCCUGUUCUUACCAGGAUUACAGGGAUGAUUUAUGAUAGCCUUUUUUAUGUGUAGACUGAAAAAAUAAAUUUGCUUUUGUUUUAU